GGUGGCGAGCAGUUUCGAGCGAGAGAUCAGUUGGACUUUUGCGACGGGGCGACGCGCAUGUUUAUAAAGUCGUUUCGCUGCGCGUGGGUAAAUGUUUGCCUAACUCUCGGUUUCCAUUCCGAGCCCACUCUACUGGCCAGACCACUUCACGUUAAUCCGGCUAACCGAGUGUCAGGCCCAGUCUUUGACAAUCACCGCAUGGGAGCAGAGGAUAUCCGGACAACCCACUGGCCACGUAAUCAAUCACUUUAUGGACUAAUAGCCGACAGCCCCCCAGAAAAAUGCACAAGGCCAUUAAAAACAAAUCCAGGUUGCUAUGUGGGCUCAAGAACUCCAAGGCAGAUCUGACGACGGCAAAGUUUAUACUUUACUAUGGACCCACGGUAGCUGAUAGCGAUAUCUAUGACCUAACCGACUUCCAAAGUCUUUUGGAGGAUGAGCACUUGGACUUGGGCAAGAAUACAGUUCUCUAUUUGCAUGGCUACCUGGAGGAUCCGGAUGUGGAGAGCAUUCACGUCAUAGCCGAGGCCUAUCUGGAGCGAAAGGAUACCAACCUUAUUGUUCUGGAUUGGGGCGAACUGGCCGAUGGCAACUACAUGUUCGAUGCCUUUCCCAACCUCAAGCAAUUGGGCCCUGAGUUGGCCAAGGUCCUGAUUCAAAUGUUCGACCACGGCCUGGAUAUUGACAAGUUUCACAUAGUUGGACAUUCGAUGGGUGGCCAAUUGGCCGGAAUCCUUGGCCGCGAGAUAAUUAAGCGCACCAAGGGCGUUCGAAAGCUGAGAAGAAUAUCCGCCCUGGAUCCUGCCUUUCCACUCUUCUAUCCGGGGUCCCAUUUGUCUGCCAGCGAUGCGGAGUUCGUGGACGUGAUACACACGGAUGCCUGGCUAUAUGGAGCUCCGACGAGCACUGGCACGGCGGACUUCUGGCCCAACGGUGGCAACAGCCUACAGCCGGGCUGUCCCAAGAGGAACUACAAGAUGCUCAGUGACAACGACCUGUCCAGCCAUCGACGAAGCUGGUGGUUCUGGGCCGAGAGUGUCUCGGAUCGGUAUCCCAUUGGAUUCGAUGCUGUGCCUGCGAAGAAAUGGUCGGACUUUAAGCAAAACAAAACUUCAGAGACAUGCCCGCCGGUGGUGAUGGGUCAUCAUUGCCCAAGGACAAUACAUGGCGACUUUUACUUACAAACCAACGGACAAACACCUUUCGCUCGAGGCAAAGAGGGUGCCGUGUACGUUGACCCCAAGGAGCUGCUAGGAAAUACCCACAGUAACACCUGCGAUUGCCCUCCGCCACAUUCGAAUUAAUUAGUCCAUUAACAAUUGCACUGUGUACAUUUCAAAUGUAGCUAAAUUAAUGUUGUUUUCCUUUCUAUUCGCUUUACAUAACACAUGCUUUACUUAAAUUUUGUUGUUGACUAAAAUAUAUUAUCGAAAUAGA
Drosophila suzukii is the source of this 1437-nucleotide messenger RNA. Its product is annotated as inactive pancreatic lipase-related protein 1. The record is from RefSeq and is a predicted model, not a curated record. Gene Ontology annotation, biological process: lipid catabolic process. Gene Ontology annotation, molecular function: lipase activity. Lineage: Eukaryota; Metazoa; Arthropoda; Insecta; Diptera; Drosophilidae.